Messenger RNA from Caenorhabditis briggsae, 573 nucleotides. The transcript is spliced from 4 exons. Lineage: Eukaryota; Metazoa; Nematoda; Chromadorea; Rhabditida; Rhabditidae. Bases 1 to 573 code for a protein of 190 amino acids. Gene Ontology annotation, biological process: maturation of 5.8S rRNA; maturation of LSU-rRNA. Gene Ontology annotation, cellular component: preribosome, large subunit precursor. The record is from RefSeq and is a predicted model, not a curated record.
AUGUCGACAAAAAAUCGCGAUCGAUUAGUCGUCACAGAAGACUCAGACGACGAUAAUGAACACGAAGAGAUGUCAUCGGGUGACAAUAGUGGAGAAGAAGGGCCAUCAUAUGGAGAUGCUGCAGCCAGAGAUCCGGACGAGACGGUAGCAUUUCCAGCACCACAGAGAAAAAAGAAGAAGGUGAUCAAGAAGUUGACUCGAAAGGAGCAGAGCCUGAAGCAUAGCGUCAAAGAAUAUCGCAUCAAGUUAGCGAUGGUCAAGCCGGAUAUCACCACCGACAGAGAGAAGGAACGAAAUUUGAGACGGAUUGCUACAAAAGGUGUCGUUCAGCUAUUCAACGCUGUCUCGGAUCGUCAGAAGACCAUGUCGGACGCCGUAAAGGAGAAGAUGACGGCUCGUGACCGAAAAGAGGCUCGUGAACGUUUCGACGGAAAGAAUUUCGAUUCAGACAAGUUCGCCGACUCUGGAUAUGGAUAUGGAGGGAAGAAUGAGGUGAAAGGGGAAGAAGAGGACGAGCAAAUGAAUAUUGGAGAUGAUGAGAUUGAUGCUGGAAAUUAUAGUGAUGAAGAUUAA